Molecule: messenger RNA, 1020 nt
Organism: Microthlaspi erraticum
Lineage: Eukaryota; Viridiplantae; Streptophyta; Magnoliopsida; Brassicales; Brassicaceae
Source: the annotation of a GenBank genome assembly
AUGGCAUCAUCAUCAUCUUCUCCAAUCAAACUCAUAGAAAAAGCUCUCCUUGCCACUGGCCCCUUUGCUCUGUCCUACACCGAUCCAGAUCAGAAAUGGCUCAUAAGAAAGCAUCUAACUUCAUUCCUCCAAGAGUUUCCAAAUUUCUCUCUCUCUACUGAUACUUUCAACCACAACACCGGAGCCACUGUUCAACUAUUCCGCCUCCAAGGCUCUCUACGCACCGCUUCACAGCUCCCAUCAUUACAAUUGACCAUUUGGGUUCACGAGAACUACCCAAUAACGCCUCCCCUGGUUUUCGUAAACCCUAAUCCUCCGGUUCCGGUUCGCACCAACCACCCAUUCGUCGCUUCCUCCGGUCUCACAAACUCUAAUUACAUCGAGAAUUGGGAACACCCGAGAUGCAAUUUGCUCGAUUCCGUUCGAAAUCUCAGGAGAGUCCUCGCGAACGAUCACCCAUUUGUAGGGAAUGAUUCGAAUUCGAUCCCGAACCGGACUCAACCGGUUUCGAGGACCGAAGCUAUAGACAGAUUAGCGAAGAGUCUACACUACGACGCAUUGGCGAUUUUGAAGAGAUCAGAGGAAGAGAUUGAGAACCUAUGGAAACUGCAAUCGGAGGUGAGGGAAAGAUCCGAAUCGGUUAGAAGGAUCAUCGGCGAGCUUGAGAUAGAGAGGGAGAAGCUGAAGGAGAGAGUCGGGGAGAUCAGAGACGAUAUCGAUGUUCUGGAGAUCUGGGUUGAGAGGAAUUAUCCUAGACUGGUGAAAGCGACGUCGGGGGAUGUGGGAAUCGAGGAAAUGUUCGAAAGGGAAGAAGAUGGAGAUGAAGACGAAGAUGAAGAGACGAAGAAAUUGGCACUGGAGAGCUUGGCGGCAGAUGAGGCCAUUGAAGAGGUGUUGGGUGUAUUGGAAGAAGCAGCGGGAAGAGGAGAGAUGGAAAUGGGUUCGUAUCUGAAGCAAGUGAGAGUCUUGGCGAGAGAACAAUUUUUCUGUAGAUAUAUAAUCAACCAUUGUUAUCUGUAA